This is a messenger RNA of Cladocopium goreaui, 447 nucleotides long. Lineage: Eukaryota; Dinophyceae; Suessiales; Symbiodiniaceae. The record is from the annotation of a GenBank genome assembly.
GAGCCCUCGCACUUCGCUCACGAGUUCUCCUUACAGCUGGCUGCUCUUCUUGGGAAGGAGCCUGUGGAAGAUUGGGUGGCUCAGAAGCUGGAGGCUGCACUGCAACUUCAACAGGCUCAGGUUUGGGCUUUGAUCAAAGGUUGCAGCGCUAUCUGCCCGUGCUGCGGCUCCAAAUGUGACCGAACGGACAAGCACACUGCGCAUCGAUGUAGUCAUCAUCUCUUGCCAGCUUUCAAUGGUUGGCGGGUCGCGGGAACUUGCGAGGCCGCCUUGGACGCUUGCAGGAGCUCGAAAAAUCACGAGGCGCCAAAGCGAAGUGACUACUCGGACCAUCUCUUCCCCAAUCUUCAGGAGUAUCUGCAGGCGGAGCAUCCGGAAUGGCUGCCCUUUCCCAAGGAGGAGCACGGCGCAGCGUCGAAGGGGGCCCGGGAGGAAGCUGAAUACUAG